AUGACUUCCAAGGAGGACGGCAAGGCGGUGCCAGGGGAGGAGCGGCGGCGCAGCCCGCUAGACCACCUGCCACCGCCCGCCAACUCCAACAAGCCGCUGACGCCGUUCAGUAUCGAGGACAUCCUCAAUAAGCCGUCUGUGCGGAGAAGUUACUCGCUGUGCGGGGCGGCGCACCUGCUGGCCGCCGCGGACAAGCACGCGCCGGGCGGCUUGCCCCUGGCGGGCCGCGCGCUACUCUCGCAGACCUCGCCGCUGUGCGCGCUGGAGGAGCUCGCAAGCAAGACGUUUAAGGGGCUCGAGGUCAGCGUCCUGCAGGCAGCGGAAGGUCGUGAUGGGAUGACCAUCUUUGGGCAGCGGCAGACCCCCAAGAAGCGGCGAAAGUCCCGCACAGCCUUCACCAAUCACCAGAUUUACGAGUUGGAAAAGCGCUUCCUAUACCAGAAGUACCUGUCCCCAGCAGAUCGCGACCAAAUCGCGCAGCAGUUGGGCCUCACCAACGCACAGGUCAUCACCUGGUUCCAGAAUCGUCGUGCCAAGCUCAAGCGGGAUCUGGAGGAGAUGAAGGCCGACGUGGAGUCCGCCAAGAAACUGGGCCCCAGCGGGCAGAUGGACAUCGUGGCGCUGGCAGAACUCGAGCAGAACUCGGAGGCCGCAGGCGGCGGUGGCGGUGGCUGUGGCAGGGCCAAGUCGAGGCCGGGUUCUCCUGCACUCCCCCCAGGCGCCCCGCAGGCCCCGGGCGCCGGGCCCUUGCAGCUCUCGCCCGCCUCCCCGCUCACGGACCAGAGGACCAGCAGCCAGGACUGCUCGGAGGAUGAGGAAGACGAAGAGAUCGACGUGGACGAUUGA
Marmota monax (woodchuck) is the source of this 846-nucleotide messenger RNA. It is a transcript of the gene Lbx1, whose product is annotated as ladybird homeobox 1. The transcript has 2 exons. Gene Ontology annotation, biological process: regulation of DNA-templated transcription. Gene Ontology annotation, molecular function: DNA binding; DNA-binding transcription factor activity, RNA polymerase II-specific. Bases 1 to 846 code for a protein of 281 amino acids. The record is from RefSeq and is a predicted model, not a curated record. Lineage: Eukaryota; Metazoa; Chordata; Mammalia; Rodentia; Sciuridae.